ACUUGCUGAGAACCAAAACGACUUUGGAUCGAGAGGAUCGCUCAGGUUUAGCUAUUUUUACACCUUAAGUUCUCCAUUAUUUCAGUCAUUCGAUGUUUCUUCCUAACACUUGGAUGCUUAUGUUGGUUGUCUAACGUGUUGAACCCAUUUCUCAGUUUCCGUUCGCUUAGACUCUGUUUUCUCCGGUAUGUGUUGCGUUAAGAUUCUGCUACUUGUUUGUGUGUUAAAAUCUGUUAAGAACCUCCCACCGGUUCUUGGCUCUCAGUGAUUUUCAUGGAAGAGAGCUAGAUUUAGUCGCCUUAUUUCUUCUUUUAUAUGCUCUGUUUUCCUCCAUUGUGACUUUCGCUUCUGAUGUGUUCAGCGUAAGUAUCAUGUUUGGGGUUUAGUUGCUUGCAUUGGGGCAUCUUUGAAAAAGAUCAGUUGCAAGGCUUCCGGGAUUCAUGCGCUUUACUGCCCAUUCCUUGAGUUAGAGUUCCCCUAGUCAGGGAAGUGCCAUGACUAUCACUCCGCUGAAGUUUUUAUGGCAUCUUGUUUGAGAGCUUAGUUUAAUGUUUGAACUGAGACUCUAAUGUAUUGGUUGAUAUCAUGUUUGGGAGAUAUUCGGGCGGGCUUGCAUACCAGGAUCAUCUAGGGAGGACGCUUCUCAUCUGUGAACUUACACUGAGAAAAAUGUCUGGAGAUGAAGCUGUUGGAGAUGAGGCUGCUAGUGCCCCUCUAGGUGAGACCUUGGACCUCAUGACAGCUUUGCAGCUUGUCCUGAGGAAAUCAUUGGCUCAUGGUGGACUUGUACGAGGCCACCAUGAAGGUGCUAAGGUGAUUGAGAGGCAUGCUGCCCAGCUCUGUGUACUGGCAGAUGACUGCAACCAGCCUGACCAUUUUAAACUUGUCACAGCGCUUCGUGCUGACCAUAAUGUCAGCCUUAAAUCAGUGCCUAGUGCUAAAACUCUUGGUGAAUAGGCUGACCUGCUUUACGUGUUGUUUCCUUACCCAUUCUAUCAUUUCAUUAUUCCCCAUUCACAUCCAUCCCUUCAUACCCCAAACUUCCAAAUACCCACGCUGCCACCUUUUCUCUCUCUAUCCCCCACUGCCACAUACCCAUUUUUCCUCUUACGCCCACUUCCAUACCCAUCAUCGUUAUCUUCGUAUCCAUCAGACCCUCCACUGUCUUCAGCAUUAUAUCCUAACUUCAGGCACUUUCCGACAUAGAAAAGGACACCCACCUGAAACCUGCAAUAAAUCUCAAUGAAGUUGGCGUUUUCAAUAUGCUCCGUCUCGUACCGAAUUCAAGACCUCAACCAAACCCUCCCGUUCUGCUGAUUAUCUGACGUCUUCAAUGUCGAUGAUGUCGCCAUCAAGAAGCAACACCGACAUGUUGACGUUCGGGACAGGACCUCCACUUCAUCUUUCACUUCGCGUGAUCUACAUGUAUCCUCUUCUUCCGCCGCCCUAGUUAAUGCUAUUCCGGUGGUUAUUGUCGUCAUCUCCAACGUACUUCAUGCCUAACUCAUCUCCGGCACUGUGGUCUCUAUCUCUAACCCGAAGUGAUCCGUGACGAUGAAGAGGAUAAGCCCCUUGAACCCAGCAAAUGUUUCUGCUGUGGCAACGGUGCACAGUCGGCAUCUUGGAGUGGUGCUCCAAGCAGCUUCCGAGCUCACGGUGGCUGCUAACUACCCCGCAACCCAUUCACAACCAUCAUUGCCGACGCCCAUGCCGGUGACGCCGCGAGGAGGAGCACGAGAUGGAGGGAGUUCAUUCUCCCGGAAGCACUUUUUUUUUUAUGGCGAGGAUCGGGAUUCGAGACCCCAACGGCGCCCAUGGACUGCCGUUUGUUGUUGUCCGGGAUGACGUGGACGCGCCCUCAACUUAGAAAGCUACGGAGUGGAAGUAUGAAGACAGGGCUGCUAAGGAAAGUGCAUGCAUGCAUACGCUGCCUUUAUCCUUUAUUUUUAUUUAUUUAUUUAUUUUUUUGCUUCCUAUUUACGUACUUAGUUUAUUCUUCUUGCCUGUUAUUUUUUUUUGGGGGGUUGCCAGGAAGCCUAAGGUCCAUGGACAUCACCUGAAGGGCUUUCUCCUCCUUGGGCCUACCUUUGAGUGCAUCUCACUUAGUAUGGACAUCUUGAUAUACAAGCCCAUUGGACACUUGUUUUCCUUUUC
Molecule: messenger RNA, 2154 nt
Organism: Vitis riparia (riverbank grape)
Lineage: Eukaryota; Viridiplantae; Streptophyta; Magnoliopsida; Vitales; Vitaceae
Product: 40S ribosomal protein S12-like
Exons: 1
Coding region: 586-957 (123 amino acids)
Biological process (GO): translation
Cellular component (GO): cytosolic small ribosomal subunit; ribosome
Molecular function (GO): structural constituent of ribosome
Source: RefSeq, a predicted model, not a curated record